UAUCUCCCUAUCUUUCCAACUCUUUCUCUAAACCAAUCUCUUUCUCUCUCUACAUAUCAAUUUAUAUCAAUAUUUAAGACACGGGUCAUAGAGAAUUGGUAGGGAGUGGGAAUGGAAGUACCUGGGAGGGUGUUUGGCUCUGCAACGCAACCUAGUGCGGAGGAGAUGGACCUCAGAAGAGGCCCUUGGACCGUGGAGGAAGACCUUAAACUCAUCAACUACAUCGCCAUCCACGGUGAGGGCCGUUGGAACACUCUCGCCCGUGGUGCAGGUCUUAAACGGACCGGGAAGAGCUGCAGGCUCCGAUGGCUCAACUAUCUCCGCCCGGAUGUCCGGCGUGGUAACAUUUCUCCUGAAGAGCAGCUGCUAAUCCUCGAGCUUCACUCUCGUUGGGGAAACAGGUGGUCCAAGAUAGCACAGUACCUCCCGGGGAGGACUGAUAAUGAGAUAAAGAACUAUUGGAGGACUAGAGUGCAAAAGCAAGCCAAGCAGCUCAAUUGCGAUGUUGACAGCAAGAAGUUCAAAGACACCAUGCGUUACCUCUGGAUGCCUCGCCUCAUGGAACGGAUCCGGGCAGCCUCGGGCAGCUCCCUCCAAGGCCCCGAUCCCCAGCUGCCCGCCUGCCCGCCCGCAUCAAGCUCGACCGACUUGACCAGGAUGCAGUUCUCGUCACCGGUCGCCACGGACUCAUUUGUCGGUGAUUGCUGUUUUUCAGGCUGCAUUCCCGAUGGUGAGCUUAAUUUCGGUGACGGGAUCCAGGAGGCCCGGUUGGAAAUGGUCGAUGGAUGGUGUGAUAACGAGGGGCUGCUGGACUUUGAGCACGGUGGUGGGUGGGGGCAGAAUUCUUGGGGCUUGGAGGACAUUUGGUUCGUGGAACAGCAAAACUAAGAAUUAGAAUUCAAAAGUACUGAAAGAAAAUUACAGAGAAAAUAUUUAUUUUUAAGAGUAGUGCGAGUUAAGAACAAAAGGGGAAAAAUAGAAAAAAAAAAAGAUAAAAAGAGAUAUAUGCAGAGUUUAUCUUUUUUUUUCUUUUUUUCCUUUCUGCCAUUUGAUUUAUAUAAUCUCUUGAUUUCAUGAUAUGUGAGUGUAAUAUUUGUUUUAAGAUGUAACAGAACAAUGUUUUUAAAGUUUGUGACUUUUUAAUUAUAAUAAAUCUCAAUUGUUGUAAGAUUAUUUAUUAAUUAAUGUGAAAUCAAAAAAUAAUAAUAAUAAAUUAAAUAUAAAAAAUAAAAUAUGAUAAUUUAUGUGAUUUGAUAUUUGGUUUAUAUCUAUGGACGAAGAUAAAGAGAUUUCAC
Messenger RNA from Elaeis guineensis (African oil palm), 1295 nucleotides. Its product is annotated as transcription factor MYB78-like. Gene Ontology annotation, cellular component: nucleus. The record is from RefSeq and is a predicted model, not a curated record. Gene Ontology annotation, molecular function: DNA-binding transcription factor activity; sequence-specific DNA binding. Gene Ontology annotation, biological process: regulation of DNA-templated transcription. Lineage: Eukaryota; Viridiplantae; Streptophyta; Magnoliopsida; Arecales; Arecaceae.